Culicoides brevitarsis is the source of this 1763-nucleotide messenger RNA. RefSeq names its product high-affinity choline transporter 1-like. Gene Ontology annotation, cellular component: plasma membrane. Bases 11 to 1618 code for a protein of 535 amino acids. The transcript has 4 exons. Gene Ontology annotation, molecular function: choline:sodium symporter activity. Gene Ontology annotation, biological process: choline transport; transmembrane transport; acetylcholine biosynthetic process. The record is from RefSeq and is a predicted model, not a curated record. Lineage: Eukaryota; Metazoa; Arthropoda; Insecta; Diptera; Ceratopogonidae.
UCACGUUACAAUGAAUUAUUCGGGCGUUGCGGGAAUAAUUUUGUUCUAUGUCCUCAUCGUGCUCAUCGGGAUCUGGGCAAGUCGAAAAAGGCGCAAUGACGAUAACGGCGAGGAAGAAAUCAUGUUGGCAGGACGAUCGAUUGGAUUAUUCGUCGGAAUUUUCACGAUGACAGCAACAUGGGUUGGCGGCGGAUACAUCAAUGGGACAGCAGAAGCGAUUUAUACUUCGGGACUCGUUUGGUGUCAAGCUCCCUUUGGUUACGCCUUAAGCCUGAUUUUUGGCGGGAUUUUUUUCGCGGGUCCCAUGCGGAAACAAGGUUACGUUACAAUGCUCGAUCCGUUGCAAGAUCGAUUUGGCGAAAAAAUGGGCGGAUUACUUUUUUUGCCCGCAUUUUGUGGCGAAGUAUUUUGGGCUGCGGGUAUUUUGGCAGCUCUCGGGGCAACAAUUUCCGUUGUCAUUGAUUUGGAUCACAGCACGUCGAUUAUCUCGUCAGCCUUUGUCGCGGUUGCAUAUACCUUAAUUGGGGGAUUGUAUUCUGUCGCAUAUACGGAUGUCAUUCAGCUUUUUUGCAUUUUUAUCGGAUUGUGGAUUUGUAUUCCGUUUGCGUGGAAUAAUGAGAAUGUAGCCGAAAUAUCGCUUAAUUCCGUUGAUUGGUUGGGCCAUGUCGAAGCAAAUCGAAUUGGGUUUUACAUUGAUUAUGGGUUGUUGCUGAUGUUUGGCGGCAUUCCAUGGCAGGUAUACUUUCAACGUGUUUUGUCGACGAAAACGCCUGGAAGAGCGCAAAUUUUGUCGUUCGCAGCAGCUAUUGGAUGUAUCGUGUUGGCAAUUCCUCCCGUGCUCAUUGGGAUCAUUGGAAAAGCGACGGCAUGGGAUCAAACAACAUACAAAGGACCAUUUCCUCUCACGCCCAAAGAAAGCGGCAUGAUUCUCCCGAUGGUCUUGCAAUAUCUCACUCCCGAAUACGUUUCGUUCUUCGGAUUAGGCGCCGUAGCUGCCGCCGUUAUGAGCAGCGCCGAUUCAAGCAUCCUUUCCGCAAGUUCCAUGUUCGCACGCAACAUUUAUCGCCUCAUUUUUCGCCCGCAAGCAUCGGAAAAGGAAGUCUUAUGGGUGAUGCGUGUCGCAAUUGUUGUCGUUGGCAUCUUGGCAACACUGAUGGCGAUAACGGUCUCCUCCGUAUACGAUUUAUGGGCAAUUUGCUCGGAUCUUGUGUACGUUGUUUUGUUCCCGCAACUCUUGAUGGUCGUUCAUUUCAAGAAAAAUUGCAACACUUAUGGCAGUUUGGCGGCAUAUAUCGUUGCAAUUGUGUUACGAGGCGCAGGCGGAGAAAAAACUCUCGGAAUUCCGGCGUUGGUUUUCUAUCCGGGAUACAAUGAAGUCACGGGAGAGCAAGAAUUUCCAUUUCGAACGUUCGCGAUGGUGUCGAGUCUUGUAACUUUGAUACUGAUUUCAUGGAUUUCGAGAAAUCUCUUUGAAAAGAACAUUUUGAGCAAAAAUUAUGACGUUUUCGGAUGUUUCGAUGACUUACGAGAAUCUGUCGUAUUGGAUUCAAGAACGAAAGAUCAAUCGUUGACGUUAUUCGGGAUUGGUAAUGUUGCGUUGGAACACUCUGUACGCUGAUUGUGAUAAAAUUCGCAUUAAUUUUGCUUCAACUUAUAAAAAGUAAAUAAAAUUGUUAGGAAUUCUGUUUAAAUUUUAGAAAAUAUCUUCACUUUGUUUGUGUUUCAAAAGCAAAUAAAGUUCAUUUUCUAUCUAAACGAUUCGA